Oreochromis aureus is the source of this 1892-nucleotide messenger RNA. RefSeq names its product mitogen-activated protein kinase 8a (gene mapk8a). NCBI's taxonomy places the organism in Eukaryota, Metazoa, Chordata, Actinopteri, Cichliformes, Cichlidae. Gene Ontology annotation, cellular component: cytoplasm; nucleus. Gene Ontology annotation, biological process: protein phosphorylation; JNK cascade. Gene Ontology annotation, molecular function: JUN kinase activity; ATP binding. The record is from RefSeq and is a predicted model, not a curated record. The transcript has 12 exons. The coding region runs from base 179 to 1549 and encodes 456 amino acids.
CCGGCCUGUCAGUGGCAGUCAGAUGGAAACGUAGGCAAUAAAUUUGGUGAGGUCAUGUAUUUUUAAGCCGCGCAGCCGAAUAAAUGAUCAUUCAGCGGCGGCAUAAACAAAUAGCCCGCAGCCCCGGAACGUUUCACCGCUGAACGAGCAGCCGGGGGAUCGAUAGUUUGAUGAUUUGAUGACAGAGAGGACAUUUUUGGAUGCACAGAAGGCAGUAAUCAAAGAUUUCACCAUGAAUAAAAACAAGAGAGAAAAGGAGUUCUACAGCGUCGAUGUGGGGGACUCAACAUUCACCGUGCUGAAGCGAUACCAGAAUUUAAGACCCAUUGGAUCAGGAGCACAGGGUAUCGUCUGCUCUGCUUAUGACCAAAUCCUUGAAAGAAAUGUUGCCAUCAAGAAGCUGAGCCGGCCGUUUCAAAAUCAGACCCAUGCCAAGAGGGCGUACAGAGAGCUAGUCCUAAUGAAAUGUGUCAAUCACAAAAAUAUCAUUGGUCUGUUAAAUGUAUUUACACCACAAAAAUCAUUAGAAGAAUUCCAAGAUGUAUACUUGGUGAUGGAGCUGAUGGAUGCCAACCUGUGCCAGGUCAUACAGAUGGAGCUAGACCACGAGAGGCUCUCCUAUCUGCUCUAUCAGAUGUUGUGCGGUAUAAAACACCUCCAUGCUGCGGGCAUCAUUCACAGGGACCUCAAGCCCAGUAAUAUUGUCGUCAAGUCAGAUUGCACACUAAAGAUUUUAGACUUCGGCUUGGCUCGGACAGCUGCGACGGGCCUCCUGAUGACACCAUAUGUAGUUACACGGUACUACAGAGCACCAGAGGUUAUCCUGGGCAUGGGCUACCAAGCCAAUGUGGAUGUAUGGUCAGUGGGAUGCAUUGUGGCUGAGAUGAUCAGGGGAAGUGUGUUGUUCCCUGGCACUGAUCACAUCGACCAGUGGAACAAGGUAAUUGAGCAGCUAGGCACGCCAUCUCAGGACUUUCUAAUGAAGCUGAACCACUCAGUAAGAACGUACGUAGAAAACAGGCCCCGCUAUGCUGGAUACAGCUUUGAGAAACUCUUCCCAGAUGUUCUCUUCCCUGCCGACUCUGAUCACAACAAACUGAAAGCAAGCCAAGCUAGAGAUCUCUUAUCCAAGAUGUUAGUAAUCGACGCCUCCAAGCGUAUUUCGGUAGACGAGGCCCUGCAGCACCCCUAUAUUAACGUUUGGUAUGAUCCAGCUGAAGUGGAAGCGCCCCCACCAAAAAUCCCAGACAAACAGCUGGAUGAAAGGGAGCACACCGUGGAAGAGUGGAAAGAGCUGAUUUAUAAGGAAGUGAGUGAAUGGGAAGAAUGGACAAGGAACGGAGUAAUAAGAGGCCAGCCGUCUCCUUUAGGUGCAGCAGUGAUCGACAGCCCUCCUCAGCCCACAUCUUCCUCUUCCUCUUCGGCCAAUGACGUCUCGUCCAUGUCCACAGAGCCCACUGACCCAAGCAGUGACCCCACCAUGACCUCGGAAACAGACAGCAGCUUAGACGGUCACACCUCUUUGGGUGCGCUGGCCUGCUGCAGAUAACGUUACACACGCAGUGCACAUACACGCGAACAACGCGAAAAUGUCCUUUCUCAUCAGCGUGUGUGAUGGGAGAGGGUUUCAUGUUAGUUUGUAGAGCCGUGCUUUUUAAUGUACAGAUUGUCUCUCCCCCCCCCAGUAUAAAGCUGUAAAUGACUGUGGUUUGCAAUUGUAUCAUUAUUACUGUAUUUUUGCUGCAGAGAGUUUUGAUGUGAAACUGUGAUGUAUGUUAUGAAAGAGACGGAUCUGAUUUUUUUUCUUUUUUUAGCUAGUACUACAAAUUCAGAUGCCAUACCGUUAGCACUACAAUUAUGUUGAGUAUAUUUUUGUAUAGUUUUUUGUUUUU